This is a messenger RNA of Arachis ipaensis, 1332 nucleotides long. The record is from RefSeq and is a predicted model, not a curated record. NCBI's taxonomy places the organism in Eukaryota, Viridiplantae, Streptophyta, Magnoliopsida, Fabales, Fabaceae.
AUAGUUCUAUAUAUAUAUAUAUAUAUAUCUCUCAAAUUCCCAGGCCCUUUAAUAUCUUGCAUUACAUUCUUUUGUGUCAGAACAAGUGUGUUAUACUUCAUACUUAGUAUAUACGUACGUGGGUACAACGUGCAAGUUGAUUAGAAUCUGAACAAUACUCGAGUGUGUUCACUGUUCACAUAGUAAGGGACAAUGGGUGAGAGAUUGAACAGCAGGAUCGCCCAUCUUCUUGGUCGAGCAUGUGCAAGAGACAAUGAAGUUCCACGUUCAAUGAUACAAAGGAUUCCUGUUUUAUUGAGUCAAAAUCCAAACUUUGUCAAGUACUGCACACCCAAGAUGAUAUCAUUUGGUCCCAUCCAUCAUGGUGAACAAAAUCUCAACUUGGGAGAAGAAUUCAAACAUCUUUGGGCAUCCCUCUACAUUGGAAAAUUCAGCAAACAAGUCCGUGUUAGCACGGAAGAAGGAGCCAAGUUGAAGCAUAAUAUUAUAGUUGCUGAAAUCAAGCAAUUGAGGAACAUGUUCAGCAAGGAUGUGAUUGGAAGCUACAAUGACGACGAACUGAGUUGGUUGUUGCUUGUGGAUGGAUGUGCAUUGCUGUAUUUCUUGGACAAUGUUGAUGAUCAGCAUCCAGAAGCACUGAAUCUAAAGCUUGAUCAGUUGAUGUAUACCUGGAGAGAUAUUUUGUUGCUGGAGAACCAGCUUCCAUUGACGUUGCUGAUGCUGCUAAGUGAUGAAAAGACGGUAUAUCACUUAGAGAAUAUACUGUAUAAUUUCGUAUUCAUGGGCCUUUUCAAGGGAAGUGAGGGGUCGGUAAUAAACCGCAAUGGAGCUAAACCGGUUCAUCUUCUUGAUUAUGUUCGCACCUUUUACACAUUCAGAGAUGAAUACAUAAUAAGUAUGGAUCCUCCUCUUCAAGAAGAAGGCCGUUGGCACAGGUACAAAAAUAUCAGGGAUCUUAGGAAUGCAGGGAUUCAUGUGAAGCUUAACAAGAGAGAAGAAUGGAAAUGGAACAGCGUGUCUUUCACCUCCAACUUGUUUAGCGGAGCAUUGAAGCUUCCAAUGAUGAUAGUGAAUGAUGUCACUCCUUAUUUCUAUCACAACUUGAUUGCAUUUGAGAUGUGCCCGGAUUUUCGCAACAACUUCGAAUUCUGUUCAUAUUUUUUCUUGAUGGAUUCCUUGAUAGACGAAGCCGAGGAUGUGAAGGAACUCAGGUUGGCCGGUGUCCUCCAAAACUUGCUCGGAAGUGACAAAGAAGUGGCCAAACUCUUCAAUGAACUAGGCCAUGAAUUGCCUGCUAAAAUGAUAUAUUCAAGUGAAGCAUCAAAUCAAUGA